This is a messenger RNA of Penicillium malachiteum, 1716 nucleotides long. RefSeq names its product amidophosphoribosyltransferase. The record is from RefSeq and is a predicted model, not a curated record. The transcript has 3 exons. Gene Ontology annotation, cellular component: cytoplasm. Gene Ontology annotation, molecular function: amidophosphoribosyltransferase activity. The coding region runs from base 1 to 1716 and encodes 571 amino acids. Gene Ontology annotation, biological process: purine nucleobase biosynthetic process; purine nucleotide biosynthetic process. Lineage: Eukaryota; Fungi; Ascomycota; Eurotiomycetes; Eurotiales; Aspergillaceae.
AUGUGUGGAAUCAUCGCUCUUAUUUUGGCGAACCCCUCCGCCGCAGCGGCCGUGGAUCUCCACGAAGCCCUGUACCUCCUCCAACACCGUGGACAAGAUGCUGCAGGUAUCGCAACCUGUGCUUCCGGUGGCCGAAUCUACCAGCUCAAGGCCAAUGGCAUGGCUGCUAAGGUCUUCCAAGAUGGUGCCAAGGUGGCCAACCUCCCUGGUUCAAUGGGUAUUGGACACCUCCGUUACCCGACGGCUGGUAGCAGCGCCAAUGCUGAGGCACAGCCCUUUUAUGUGAACUCGCCUUACGGUAUUUGCCUGGCCCACAAUGGAAACCUCAUCAAUGCUCCUGAAUUGAAGAAGUACCUGGAUCUGGAAGCACACCGUCAUAUCAACACCGAUAGUGACAGUGAAUUGAUGCUGAACAUUUUCGCCGAUGAACUGAGUGAGACAAAGAAAGCCCGUGUUAACAAAGAGGACCUCUUUGCUUCUCUGACCCGCAUGUAUGAACGCUGUGAGGGUGGUUGGGCUUGUACAGCCCUGCUAGCUGGUUUCGGUAUCCUGGGUUUCCGUGACUCAUAUGGUAUCCGCCCUCUGGUCCUCGGAUCCCGUCCUUCUCUUGAUGGCGAGGGUACCGAUUACAUGAUGGCUUCUGAGUCAGUUGCCCUGGACCAAUUAGGUUUCAGCAACCACCGUGACAUCCAGCCCGGCGAGGCUGUUAUUAUUGAAAAGGGUGGGGAGCCGGUCUUCCGCCAAGUGGCCCCUAAGCGGGACUACGCACCUGAUAUUUUCGAAUAUGUUUACUUCGCUCGCCCGGAUUCUGUCAUCGAUGGCAUCAGUGUCUACCGUAGCCGUCAGCGCAUGGGUGACCGCCUCGGUGCUCGUGUCCUUGAGGUCCUUGGCGCCGAUGUUGUCAAAGACAUCGAUGUGGUUAUCCCCAUCCCUGAGACUUCCACCACUUCUGCCAGUCAAGUUGCUCAGUACCUCAACAAGCCUUACUGCCAUGGUUUUGUGAAGAACCGUUAUGUCUUCCGUACUUUCAUCAUGCCUGAGCAGAAGACCCGCCAGAAGGGUGUCCGCCGCAAGCUGAAUGCUAUGAAGGCCGAGUUUAAGGACCGCAACGUUCUGCUUGUGGAUGACAGUAUUGUCCGUGGUACCACUAGUCGUGAGAUCGUCACCAUGGCCCGCGAAGCUGGUGCCAAGAAGGUUUACCUGGCUAGCUGUGCUCCUGAAAUCACUCACCCUCAUAUCUACGGUAUUGAUCUGGCUUCUCCCCAGGAGCUGGUUGCUCACAACCGUGACUCUGAAAGCAUUGCCCGUCACAUCGGCGCCGAGAGCGUUGUCUUCCAGACCCUGGAGGAUCUGAAGGGUGCUUGCGCCGAGGUUGCCAUCGAGAACGGCCAAAAGGAGCCUGUUAACUUUGAGGUCGGUGUUUUCUGUGGUAGCUACGUGACUCCCGUCAGUGAAGGUUACUUCGACCAUCUCGAGGAGGUCCGUGGCGAAGGCCGCAAGAUCAAGGCUCUCGACAAGGCCAAGGAGGCUGUGGCCCAUGGCUUUGCCAGCACCACUGACUACCAGAUUGCCGCCAACGGAGUCGCCAUGGACACCAACGGCAAGAUAAUUCCUGCUGAUGAGGUUGAAUCUCGCCAGCAAAAGCAAACCUCAGAACACUCCAAAGUGGAUGACCGUAUGGACAUCAGCAUCCACAACAUUGGCGACCACCCAUGA